CAAGCCUGCAUACUAUCGUUUUCUGCUAGAUCGCUGUCCAUGUAUGUACUGGAACAAAAUGGCAUUUAUUGCGCAUAUUCUUCUCAUGGUGGUAUUGGCGCUGUGUACCGGGAAGAUACGGAGCGAAGCAUGCAGUCCUGACCAGAUUUACAAAUGCCAGGAACCAUAUUUUCGGCACCGCAAUGUGCUGAAAUUGUUGGAGUGGCCAAUGGCGGAUGCGGUUGUCAAUGCCUCGCAGCAACUGGUUCUUAAUUACUGCAGAGCAUCCAACGACUCCGCCCACUGCCUGCUCAGUUUACCGGUCCGUUGUGCUCAUGACGCGGCGUUUCUCCAGCAGUUUGCACAUGAAUCUUCCUGGUACGCAGCGGAAAUGCUUGGCGUCACGGCUAGGACAUGUCAGCUAGACAUCAACCCGUUGCGCUUCGCGCGCGCCUCAUCACACUGUCAAGAGCAACUUCCCGGUUUCAUCGGCGUGCUGCUACAAGGGAACUCGUCCGAGCUCGCGAGGGCCUCGCACAGCGCCACCAGCGCCCAGUAUAACGCAUGCGAAGCACUGCGCCAGAUUGCUGCCGGAUUUCAGGGCGCGGUCAGAGCGGACCUGUUGGAGAAAUGUGGCAGGGAAGCGGUGGAGGUGCUGCAGGAUGGUCAUCAGCAACUGUACGGUCUUCACUGCGUCACGUAAUAUUGUUGUUUUGGGACAAGCUUGCAUGCACGCGUGUUACAGUAUAUGCUAGUACGAUUGUGCGUUAUAAAGAUUCGUUGUACAGUGUUGUACUUGAACGUUGGCUAUCUCCAGGAUACACAUAAUUAAACUCAAAA
Paramacrobiotus metropolitanus is the source of this 819-nucleotide messenger RNA. RefSeq lists its product as uncharacterized. The record is from RefSeq and is a predicted model, not a curated record. The transcript has 3 exons. The coding region runs from base 44 to 682 and encodes 212 amino acids. Lineage: Eukaryota; Metazoa; Tardigrada; Eutardigrada; Parachela; Macrobiotidae.